AACAAACUUAACAAAAAAUUAUGAACUUGACAGUGGUGAUGUCGUAGCUGACCAACUGUUACCACUGUUUCUGUGAUGUGGAAGCAGCAUUGACAACAUGGCACUCAGUGUUGGACUUUACUCUGGUGCUUCCUCUAUACAGCUCAGCUGCCUAUAUAUAUACAGAGCCAUGAGCUGAACACUCUAUUUCAACAGCUGAAGGCUCAUCCACACAGGUGAGACAUAGGUACAAGCACGUCACUUUUCAGGUUCUCAUAUGUAGAAUAACCACAAAAAGCUAAUUUUGCAUGUUUCUUUUCAGCUGCAGUCAUGAAGGUCCUCGUGGUGCUCGUCCUUGCUGUUUUUACUGGUAAGAAAGUUUUUUGCAAUGCCAACAUCGUGUGGCAAACCCAGCCCAAGCAGCAGGUCGACAUGGUGAAAGAUGCUUUCUGGGACUACGUUGCCAAGGCAACCGCAACCGCUGAGGACUCCCUGAAGCAGAUCAGACAGUCCAAGCUGGGAAAGGAAGUGAACACCCUCAUCUCUGAGAGCACCGACGCUGUCAACAAGCUCACCGAAGCUCUCCAUACUCAGGUGGCUCCUCUGACCCAGGACCUCAUGUCUAAGUUUACCCAGGAGGCCGAGCAGCUGAAGACCCGUCUGGAGAAGGAUCUGAAAGCUGUGGGAACCAGCCUGCAGCCGUACGCUGAGGAGCUGGUCGCUGACCUCCAAAGGCAGAUGGAUGUUCUGAAGAAGGACGCCACCCCUUACGCUGAGACCAUGGACCCUGAGGCCCUGAGGGGAGUCCUGCUGCAGAAGAGCGAGGAGCUGAGGGUCAAGCUGGACAAGAGCAUGACCGAGCUGCAGGCCCAGAUGGUCCCCUACACUGAGGAGAUAAAGGAGAAAAUAGAGCAGAGCAUGGAUGAGUUUCAGAGGAGCAUGAUCCCCCUGGCUGAGAGCUUCCAGACCCAGCUGACCCAGAAAACCCAGGAGCUCCAGCAGAACCUGGCUCCGUAUGGAGAGGAGCUGAGGUCCAAGUUGGACGCUGAUGCCCGGAUCCUGAAGAAGCAGCUGAAUGCUCUGUGGAAGUCCUUCGCUAAGAUGACCCAGUAAACGGAUUCAUACCUACCUCAGUUUUACCUCCAUUGAA
Molecule: messenger RNA, 1129 nt
Organism: Epinephelus fuscoguttatus (brown-marbled grouper)
Lineage: Eukaryota; Metazoa; Chordata; Actinopteri; Perciformes; Serranidae
Product: apolipoprotein A-IV-like
Exons: 4
Coding region: 310-1092 (260 amino acids)
Biological process (GO): very-low-density lipoprotein particle remodeling; cholesterol biosynthetic process; cholesterol homeostasis
Cellular component (GO): high-density lipoprotein particle; blood microparticle; extracellular region
Molecular function (GO): phosphatidylcholine-sterol O-acyltransferase activator activity; phospholipid binding; cholesterol binding
Source: RefSeq, a predicted model, not a curated record